UUUGACGUUGUACACAUUAGAGACUGUCAUUUGAUAUUUAUUGUCCGCGGCAGGGGAACAAUUUUCAUCAGUUUAAGGACACCCAGGAUGUUGCGUCUGCGUUGUAAGACCAAAAAUGGGAGCCACAUAAUGCAGGGCCUGACCCACCAGUCCAGUGUGCAGGAGCUGAAGAACAAGGUAGAGGAGCUGACUGGUAUCCCCUGUGAUGUACAGAAGAUCAUGGUUGGCUACCCUCCCUCCAGCUUGGACCUCCGAAACGGAGACGCUCACAUCAGGGGCUACCCUAUCAAAUCAGGAGACACUCUCAUUGUUGAGGAGAAGAACAAGGUAAAGACCCAGACAACAAAUUCAGCUGUAACCAAGGGACCCCGCCUGGAGUCUCCCCCGGUGCUGGCCAGACGGGUUGUUCCAGCAGACAACUCCUGCCUGUUCACCAGUGUCUCCUAUGUGGUAGAGGGGGGGGUAUACGACCCAGCUUGUGCCCCUGAGAUGCGAGGUCUCAUCACCCAGAUUGUGUCCAGCAACCCCAUGGCUUACUCUGAGGCGGUGUUGGGAAAGACCAACGAGGAGUACUGCACCUGGAUCCGACGUGACGACACUUGGGGCGGAGCCAUCGAGGUGUCCAUUCUGUCUAAGUUCCACCAGUGUGAGAUCUGUGUAGUGGACACGCAGACGGUGCGUGUGGAUAGAUUUGGUGAGGACGCUGGCUACCACAAACGCGUGCUGCUCAUCUACGACGGCAUCCACUACGACCCACUGCAAAAGGAGACGCCCGGCUCCGAUACUCCGCCCCAGACCAUCUUCUCCACCACAGACGACAUCAUCCUGGCCCAGGCCCUGGAGCUGGCGGACGAGGCGCGAAGGAAGCGGCAGUUCACGGAUGUCAACCGCUUUGCCCUGCGCUGCCUGGUGUGUCAGACAGGCCUAGUAGGACAGAAGGAGGCCCGGGAACAUGCCAAGGAGACAGGCCAUGCCAACUUUGGAGAGGUGUGAGUCAGAGCACUUCCUCACAACCACCACGAACCCGCAUGGCCCCAUAUCUUACAACUCUGUGUGUCUGUACGAUCCUCUACCUCACUUGAUCCAGCAUCAGACACCGUGUUCAGUCUUACCCGUUCAGUGUUACAACUACAGCUGUCAGCUCAGAGACUACUUUAUUGCAAGGUUAUGAGCUCAUAAAAAAUAUUCUGUACAAUUGUUUUGGGGACAUUUUUAGUCUCACCCAACACACAGUGGGUAAUUGUUCAUUGAAGUGUUGUUCAGUUUGUCAACACUAAUGGAGCAGAAAACUUUUUUAACAAAACUGGAGAUGCCUGGAAAUGCCUUACUUUGACAGUUUUAACUUGUGGCACAAUAGAAUAGACUCUCCAGUACUACCACAGAAAUCAGAAAUAUUUUUCCAGGGCCAUUGUGGCAUGAUACACGUUUGGUUUUACACAUCAAUGACAAUAUUAAUUAAAGGUUUUUGUUUGUGGAUGCCUCACCAGUACUUGAAAAAACAGUGAAAACUGUUGCAAAAUAUCAAAUAUAAACCCAGUAACUUGGUAGAAAAGCUGUUCUUUCAUUGUUUUGCAGUGGCAAUGUCUUUAAUAUUAGAUAAUAGCAGAGUUUAGCUAGAUUCCUUAUAGGUCAAUACAAUACCCUAAAUUCUUCAAUGGUGCUGUGACAAGCCUAUUUUCCUGAUGUAGGCUAUUACUGAAUUAUUUAUUUUAUUUUAUGCAGUGUGAGGUGUCUGCAUCUUGGUGUGGAACAUUAACAUUUCAUGCAAUUAUUAUUAUACCAUGGCACUUUGCCAUUAAAAGGCCAUGAUGCCAUUACCCAUAGUGGGAUUGGUUUUUGUUUAUUAUUUUUUGUGUAGUUUAUAUGCCAUUAUUAUUUUCCUGAACAAGACAUUUUAAUUGUUGUAUUUUGGACCUUUUAAUCUUGGAAUUGAUGGAUGAAUAGACUUUAUGAUAUGUAAAUCUAAGGGAUGAAUCCUUAUACAUUUGCAGUUCAGGUACUGUCUAAACAAUGUGCUUUGCAUCUCAACAUUCACUUCAUGAUCGUGUUUUUCGUUUUCAUCUCCCAUUACCCUCACUCAUAUUGUUGGACUAUUGUGAGGACCACCAAGUGAUGCCAUAGUUGUAAUGUUGAUCUAUGUAUGUUAAAUCUAAAUGCAUGUCAGAGGAAGACUGUGACUCUUUAUUAUACUUUCACCAAUGAAAGCCACCACGGGCUUGCUCUUGCCUGGAAACCCGACGUUGCAUUGAAUUCUACGUCGGGCAGAAAUGAGCGUUUGAAUCAGGAACGUUUCUUCUCAUGACCUCUACAAGCCAGAAUGUUGAAUAAAAUAAUAUUUUAAUGUACUUUACUGGUUGUCCGUGUGGUUGGUCCUUUUGGCAGUAGGAAUGUGAGACUAUAUUCCACAGGAAAUUAUAAUUACAUUAACUUUUCAAAGCGCUGGUAGUGCGUUCAGAUUUCUAUCACCUGAAGCAUGCGCAACAAGAUAAAAAUGCAUGUACAAGACGCAUGCAUACUUGCCGAGCUUGUGCAUGCUUCAGGUGAUAGAAAUCUGAAAGCACUACAAGUGCUUUGAAAAGUUUGUAAUUAUACUUUCUUGUGGAUAUAUUGUCUCACAUUCAUACCGCCAAAAGGGCAAAUCGCACCGACAACCGGUGCGAACAUUUUGGCUUGUAGAGGUCGUGAUAGGAAACUUUCCUGAUUCAAACGGUUUCUAGGCAACCCUUGCUCUUGAAAUGGAGUGGAGAAGACGUUGAGAUAGUUGAUCCCUUUAAACAUGAAUUCUGACUUUUCUUCAAGUGGUUGGUGUUGUUACUGCCAAAAAUAAUCCUGGCAUUAUUUUUGUUGGCAGAGACUAAUGUGAUGGUGAAAGGCUGGUGAUUUGUUAUUUUUCCCAUCAGACUACUAAUGCAGUCUAAAAGCGCUCACACAUCUAUUCCCAUUUUUCUAAACAAAAUAUUUAAUUUAGCUUUUGUCAGCUUGUCAUAAACAGAUACCAAAGUGUCCCUUUCAGAAAACUCUUGUGACUUGUUAUUUAUAGAAAAUCUUGUCUUACAAUUAAAUACUCUGGGUCAGGGCCGAGUUUGUGUGGUAGCCUAUACUGCCCUACAAAGGCAAAACGCAGUAACUACGAAGUUGGUCAAAAAUCUUUGAUCUGUUGUAAUGGCCAGGUAUGUUUUCUGAUUAAUGUGGUAUUUAGUUUCCUGACACAAGAACAAGCCAAUUCAUCAGAAUAUAUCAUGGCGUAUCAGAAAUUGCUAUCUGUCUAGACAGAAAAAGACUGAAGUCAGUUUUUGCAGUAAGAAAAAUACGUAGUUACUGCAUUUUGCCUUUGUAGGGCAGUAUAUGUUGCCCUGUUCUUGCUUGGACUUUCCAAAGCCUUUGGCGUGUAAGAGGUAUGGGUCUGGGGCAUGGUUUUAGUGCAGGGCUCUCCAACCCUGUUCCUGGAGAGCUACCCUCCUGUGUGUUUUCACUCCAAGCCCAGUUAUAACUAACCUGAUUUCAGUUUAUCAACUAGCUAAUUAUUGAAAUCAGAUUAGAGUUGGAGUGAAAACCUACAGGACAAUAGCUCUCCAGGAACAGGGUUGGAGAGCCCUGUUCUAUUGGGUGUUGAUGUGACUCAAAUAUGACUUCUCCCACGUUCCAUUACAUGGAUGUUUAAGGACACGUUCAAUGAAUGUUGCACACAAGGCACUACAGAGAAACUAGGUUUACUUGAUUUUUCACAAUAAAAGUCACCAUUUAGGAGA
Molecule: messenger RNA, 3749 nt
Organism: Coregonus clupeaformis (lake whitefish)
Lineage: Eukaryota; Metazoa; Chordata; Actinopteri; Salmoniformes; Salmonidae
Product: ubiquitin thioesterase OTU1
Exons: 3
Coding region: 88-993 (301 amino acids)
Biological process (GO): protein deubiquitination; endoplasmic reticulum unfolded protein response
Cellular component (GO): nucleus; cytosol
Molecular function (GO): protein binding; cysteine-type deubiquitinase activity
Source: RefSeq, a predicted model, not a curated record